AUGAAAAAUGAAUUGUUUCCACAUGUGAUAUUGAAUUUUGUUGAACGCACAGGUGGCACACAAUCUUUGGCGUUGCCCCACUGGCGUUGUUCCGCAUCUAUGCAGAAAAGCCAGAAAAGUAGCGAGCUAGAAGUGCGUGUACCACGGAUUCUAUGA
Plasmopara halstedii is the source of this 156-nucleotide messenger RNA. RefSeq lists its product as uncharacterized. NCBI's taxonomy places the organism in Eukaryota, Oomycota, Peronosporomycetes, Peronosporales, Peronosporaceae. The coding region runs from base 1 to 156 and encodes 51 amino acids. The transcript is spliced from 2 exons. The record is from RefSeq and is a predicted model, not a curated record.